GAUCUGUUGAACAGUGAAUACCACUAUGAUUCUACGAAUCAAUUUCUGCAAAUAGCUAAUUUCAAAGGAUGCAAGAGUUUAAAUUGUAAAUAACGAAUAUAUGAACUCAAAUUAAGUUUUUAUCCUAGCUGAAUUUAUUGUUCUUUGCCUAUACCCCUAUCUUAACAUGUGCAUGUUUUUGCUUUGAUUGAAACCUCAAUGGCUGCUUCGCUCUAUGACGUCUGAUGAUUGGCCUUUGCCCUGUACUAAGUGCUUACCUAAUAUCGUAGUUUUUGGACAAAUAAUAAUUUUUUUUUUAAAUAGAUACCUUUUGGUACGGCAUUUAAUUGGUACUCAUGGGAACAGUUGUUGAAGCAGCAAACCAGGGUGCAAAUGGAAAUGCCGUAGAGAAAAAGCCUACAGUUGUUUUUGUGUUAGGUGGCCCUGGCAGUGGAAAGGGUACCCAAUGUGCAAAAAUUGUCGAACACUUUGGGUACACUCACCUAAGUGCUGGUGAUCUUCUGCGAGCAGAAAUUAAAUCUGGUUCUGAGAAUGGUACAAUGAUUCAGAAUAUGAUUCAAGAAGGGAAAAUUGUUCCUUCAGAGGUAACAAUUAAGCUUCUGCAACGAGCAAUGCAGGAAAAUGGCAAUGACAAAUUUCUUAUUGAUGGUUUUCCUCGUAAUGAGGAAAACCGUGCAGCAUUUGAAAAUGUGACUGGAAUAGAGCCAACAUUUGUCUUGUUUUUUGACUGUCCUGAGGAAGAGAUGGAGAAGCGCCUUCUUUCUAGAAACGAGGGAAGAGUGGAUGACAACAUUGAAACUAUAAGGAAGCGGUUUAGGGUUUUCUUGGAGUCUAGUCUCCCAGUGGUAAAUUAUUAUGACGCAAAGGGAAAAGUUCACAGGAUUGAUGCUGCAAGGCCUAUUGAAGAGGUAUUUGAAACAGUCAAGGUCAUUUUCACUCCAAAAAAUGAGAAGGCUGAUUGAGAGUAUACAAACCCCGGAUUUUGUUUGCUUGAAAAUUAGAGGUAUUCUUAUUUCAAUAUAUUGCCAUUUAUACACCCAUAUCUUUUCCUGUCAAGCUCUUUUAGCUGCACAUGGUCACAACCUGCGUUCGUAUAGUUUAAAGCACUGAAGGCUUCUGUAAGACUAAAUCUCAAGCUUGGCUGCUACCGAACUAUAUAUACAAUGGUUGUUUCUAUGGGACCUUCUCUUUUGCAGAACAUAGAUUUUAUUAAUCCUUGUGUGCAUUUAUACAGAUGUAUUGACAGUAUACACUGGUAUUUGGAGUCUUUCUGGAUAUCAUUAUUUUUAAUUAUCUUGGACUUUAGAGACUGAGUAUAGAAAUAAAUCGUGUGCUCCUAUGCUCUUAGGGGUGUUUGGUUUAUA
Messenger RNA from Neltuma alba, 1364 nucleotides. Its product is annotated as UMP-CMP kinase 3. The record is from RefSeq and is a predicted model, not a curated record. The transcript is spliced from 9 exons. The coding region runs from base 336 to 962 and encodes 208 amino acids. NCBI's taxonomy places the organism in Eukaryota, Viridiplantae, Streptophyta, Magnoliopsida, Fabales, Fabaceae. Gene Ontology annotation, biological process: 'de novo' pyrimidine nucleobase biosynthetic process; pyrimidine nucleotide biosynthetic process. Gene Ontology annotation, molecular function: ATP binding.